Molecule: messenger RNA, 2831 nt
Organism: Caenorhabditis angaria
Lineage: Eukaryota; Metazoa; Nematoda; Chromadorea; Rhabditida; Rhabditidae
Source: the annotation of a GenBank genome assembly
AUGUUGCUGGACAAUAUUUAUGAUGUGAAUUUGACUACGGAAUAUUGUGAAAUCGUAAGUUUUUGAGAGGAUUUUGAAAGUUUUCAAAAAAAAACUUAAUGCCACGUGGAAUUUCUAAAAGAAAAUUCUAGAUGUUUUUAUGUCACUCAUUGCUUAUUGCAAACAUGGAAAAUAUUUUUCAAUUCUGAAUUUUUUUAGCUUGAAAAUGUUCCACACGAAUUUUUAUCUCGACAAUUUGGAAAUGUUUUGAAACAGAUUAUUGUCUAGAAUUGUCAGAAGGAUUUUUCUGAUUAGUCCUAAUUUAGAAAAAAAAAUGUUGAGUUGAGUCAUAAUUUUUGUCAUUCGAAUUAUAAACUUUGCAAUAAUCCGGAACCUAAGUUUUCCAGGAAAUGUUGAUAAAAAUUUGAGGGAUUUUGUGAAAAUACCAAAAUAAAAUCUUGAAAAUUAAUUUCUGAAAAAAUAAAAUUUCCUGAUUCCUAUGUGACUAACCCUGAAUUUGAGCCUAAAACUCCCCAAAUCUUUUUUUUUCAGUGGUUCCCCGCUGGUCGAACAAACCUCUAUCGGCUCGUGAAAAUCUAUCACAUAAUACUGGCAGCCGUCUCAAUGUUAUCAAUUAUUUAUUUUCUUUUGAAGUUCCGAAAUUUUCUUACCUUUCAUUUCAAUGUCAAAGUUUGUUGGAUAAUUUUUCAGAUCUAAUAUGAGCAAUCCCUAUUUUUUGCAGAUUUUGUUCUUUUUUCCAAUUUGCCGCGUGUUUUGUUCAUGCAGCUGAUUUGGGUAUUGCUCAGGUUUGUUGGGGAAUAAUUAUAGAGCACUGGAAGUUUUCUAGAAAAAAUAGCAUUGUUCAGAAAAUGAAUAUUUUAGAAAUUUUCAGCUUCAAAAAUUAAAAUUUCAAAACGCCGUCAUUGCGUAGCAUCGUUCUAAAAAUAAAUUUUUUUUGCGCGCGAAAAAUAUUUGCAGGUGUAAUUGAGUUUCCUUCCAAACUUUUUUGUCUGAAAAAAUUUGAGUUAUCUUUUUUUUAAAGUUUUGAUUAGAGAUUUUUGUAGGAUGAAAAAACAAAGGAAAAAUUCAUUACGCGUAAAGGAAGAAACUUUUUGUGGUUUGUAGUUGAGAAAAGUUCACGUAAAUUGCAUGUUUAUAGAAACUUUUGCACUUUUUUCAAGAGCAAGUGUCUGACGGAAGAAAAAAGAGAAAAUUAUAGAAAUGACACAGCUAAAUUUCAAAAAUCUAUAUUUUUGUCACUGGAAAAUGUUUUAAAUGAAAAAUUUUUGACCACUCUGACAAGGAGCCGUGCCUUGAGAGCUUCUCUACCAAGCAGCCGACUCUAGAAACCCUAGUUCUCAAGUAACCUCGCCAAGAUCCUAAUUUUCAAAAUUCUAAAUUUCAGACCCACCAUCUGAUAGCAUCUCUUCUAGCUGUAGAACCUUGCGAUAUAGUUAUACCAAAAUACCUCUACGCCAUUCUCAAUGUCCCUUUAAUCUUCUCAAUGAUAUGCAUCGAAUCUUCCACUUGUGCAAUGGUUAUUGAACGAACUAUUGCUUCUUGUCUAUUUCGAUGUUAUGAAAAAGCACCGAAGAAGAUUGGAUUUGGACUGUUAGUUCUAACGGUAAGCAUUUUAUUGAGGGAAUAUUAUGAAUAUUGAAAAAAAUCCCAGAUUUUUCAUCCAAUCGGUGUUGUUGGUUACAUUUACUUCAACGAAACCUUCACGAAACCACAGAUGGUUGUUUUGGCGACGACACCAAUAUCAACUUCGAAGGUGAAUGAGAUGUUUACACUGAAUAUUGUUUUUCUACUGAUCUCAUUGUUUCAUAGUGUUGGAUUGUAUAAGAAUAAUCAGAGGAGGGAUGCGUGAGUUUUUUUGUUGGGAGGGCUAGAAAAAGUUGGGUUUUUAGCAAUGGAUUCAGAAAAACUUUUAUUUUGACUUCUCGAAAUAUUUUCUAUUCAAAAAAGUGCUGAAAAAAUUCCCCGGGAAUCAUACGUUUCCAAUUUACCAUAUGGCUUUCACGUAUUUUCAAAAAUGUGAUUUCAAUAAUAGUAUCAAAUUAAAAAAGUGCGAAAUAUUUUCAAUUCAAAAAAUAUUUGACAAUAGCCUCGCUACCGCCCGAAAGCGAUACAACACACAAAACACACGAAUAUAUAAAUUUCUUGUGUGACCGACGGUUGACGGGUUGUGCGUGCUGCUAUCGUUUGUGUGCAAAAUGGGCGGGGCUUAAUUGUGUGAGCGCGUUUUUUCCGCAAGUUUUCAUGGUUUAUGAGUGAAUUAUGAUGAAAAUUAAUGGAAAAAAAAAUUAAAAAGCUAGAAUUCAGAAAUUCUGCGAUUGAAAAAUUUACAAGAAACUUAGAAUUCAUGAAUCCACGUGGCAAUCCACAUUUUUUAAAAUUUAUACUUAACAUAAAUUUUGAAUUCACAAAUCUUCCAGUGUCUCUGCCCAAGGCAAUAUGCGUCUCUCAUCUCGCUAUCAACUCUCCGAAAACGUCACCUCCUCCCGUCUUUUAUGGCACAUUUCCAUGGCUCAACUUUUGAUCUACCUAUUCUAUGCCUUUAGUAUGUAUGCCUUGCGUAUUAUUAUGCCAGGAGAACGCGAUUAUUUCUGGCAAUCGAUUACCGAACUUUUUUAUGUGAGUAUUUUGUUCAAUGGAGCGCGGUUGCACCCCUCAAUUUAUUUCAGACCCCUCCAAUUUACUGUGCUGUGAUGCCAUUAAUCUGCCUGGCCACAAUUCGGCGAGCUCAAAAAGAGCGAAAUUUGAAAAUCAGCUCGAUGUUGCAAAUGAGAGCGACUGGAAGUGAAGGAUGGUCCAAUUAUCAAAAUAUGCUGCAAAAGCAGUGGGCCUAA